This is a messenger RNA of Dreissena polymorpha, 1406 nucleotides long. Its product is annotated as DNA-directed RNA polymerase I subunit RPA12-like. The record is from RefSeq and is a predicted model, not a curated record. Gene Ontology annotation, biological process: DNA-templated transcription; termination of RNA polymerase I transcription. The coding region runs from base 109 to 516 and encodes 135 amino acids. Gene Ontology annotation, cellular component: RNA polymerase I complex. Gene Ontology annotation, molecular function: DNA-directed RNA polymerase activity; zinc ion binding; nucleic acid binding. The transcript is spliced from 5 exons. Lineage: Eukaryota; Metazoa; Mollusca; Bivalvia; Myida; Dreissenidae.
UGCUGAAAUAAAGAUUUCGUUUGGUCAUAAUUGUUCUAAAAAAAUAUAUAAUUUCAAAUAUGUUCGUUCAUAUAAAAUCAACCCAAAUAUGGCGGCGCCCAUGACCACAUGUUAACAAAACAAAACAUAUUAGGCUGGACAAGACGCUCAAGCAUGUCAGCUAGGGGAGAAGUGUUUGUGACAGAUCUGGAUUUCUGUCCCCGCUGUGGCACUGUGCUUCCACUGCCUGGAACUGAGGACGUGGUUCUGUGCUGCAAGUGCAGCUUUAAAAUAGAUGUCAGAGAUUUCCAUGGCAUUGAGAUUGUCUCAAGGAAGGAGUUCAACCGACCAGAGAUGAAGAAGGGGGAAGAGGAUUCUGACAGGCAACUCAAGGGUCCUAUGGCUGACAGGAAGUGCAGUAAGUGUGACCAUGACGGGAUGAUCUACACCACACGGCAGACAAGGUCCGCAGAUGAAGGCCAGACUGUGUUCUUCACGUGUCCUGAAUGCAGGUUUCAAGAAAUCGAGUAUUCCUGAUGUGACCAAUUCAUUUUUCUCUGUGGGAAAGGAAAUGAAAUUGUUAUUGCUUUUGUAUGAUGUUGUUAGAAACUACAUGUAAAGUGUAUGUGACAAAUAUCAGCAGUAGCAUGUUUUAGGCAUCUACAUGUAAAGUGAAACACCCGUGACGUAAAUCAUGUUUUACUGGCACCUAUAAACACAACUUAUAACAUUCAACAUUUAACAUUGUCACUGAAUCAUGUUAUCUUUGCUAGGUCACUGAAUCAUUUUAUCUUUGCUAGAGACAUGUUCUGUGAGAUUUCACCAAUAAAAACAGGCGAAAUGAAUCAAUAAUUUUUACUGCUUGCCUAAAGCAAAGAACAAAAUUCAUUCUGGUUGUCAAUAUUUGCCUAAAUUUAGUGAGUUACAAUUGAAUGAUCUCUGUUAAAGUUUAUUAUGUUUAUAUUAUUGCAAUCAAUUCAUAAAAAAAAAUCAGAAAAAUGUGUAUUUCGCUUGCUAUAGUUUUGUUUAAAACCCAAAUUAAUAAAACAUAUGUAGUAGAGAUACAUCUCAAAUUAGCAUAAUUUGUUAUUAAAAUGUAUGACAUUCUUCUACCAUAACUUGUUUGUCAGUAAUGAACGACAUUGUAGUAAAUGAAUAAAUGGAUAACUAUGGUCUGUGCACAUGUAAGGCAUUACUUGUAUGUCAUUCACCAGCGAUUACAUACCGAGUAAAUGCGAUAAAAACAUUACUUAAUGCUGAUUUAACUGAUUGCAGUACUCUCCCAGAUUUCACAACAUGAUUUAAAAAGACAUGUUUACAGAUAUUCAUAUUUUUGACCAAUGUAAUUAAAUUACUUUGAUAACAACACUGUAAUUUUUGGAAUAGUUUUAUAUUUGGAAAAUCAUUAAUAAAGUUCCUUCCACUGA